Molecule: messenger RNA, 4720 nt
Organism: Penaeus chinensis
Lineage: Eukaryota; Metazoa; Arthropoda; Malacostraca; Decapoda; Penaeidae
Product: calphotin-like
Exons: 13
Coding region: 372-4580 (1402 amino acids)
Source: RefSeq, a predicted model, not a curated record
GAUGGCGGUGCCGCAACUUUCACGCAGGAGCUAUAUAAGCGGGUGGCGGCAGUGAAGCGACGUUUGUUUCUGUCGGGGAGCGCGUGUGCGAGGAAGGAGAGAGAGAGAGAGAGAGAACGAAGGAAAGAGAAAGAUCCGCUCCUGCUGUAGGUGGUGCCCCUUUAGUGAAGGGCUGCGCAGGGUGCCUGCCACUUUAACCCCAAAGGACACAGUGCUCGCUCUUGAGUGUCUGGUGCAAAGGAGGGACAAGUGAACACAGAAGGACUACUCCAAGUGAUAUCUCUUCGGGAAGGAAAACACCCAAGAGCUCUGAUUGAAUACCCUCGUCGACGCCUCCUUCAGUGCCGCCGCUGCGUCUCGAAACCGCUAUCAUGAAGGUCCUCGUCCUUGCGGCCGUGGUGGCAGCCGUGGCCUCCCUGCCGCAGUCCAGCCAUGAGCACGUGAUCCAGGAGCGCUCGUACCCCGCCCCCGUCUACGGCCCUCCCCCUCCCCCUCCCCCUCAGUCUAAGGGGAAGGGAGGAGGCGGAGGCAAGGGCUUCUUCGACUUCGACAUCUUCAAGGGCAUCAAGGACCUGUUCAGCUUCGGGAAGGGCAAGGGAGGCGGCCAGGAGUACCACCCUGCCCCUCGUCCCUCGUACGGGCCCCCUCCCCGCCCUGCCUAUGGGCCACCUCCUGCCCCUCCCAAAGGCAACUACGGCCCUCCCCCCAAGGCUCCCUUCCCGUCCAAGGGUAAGGGCCAGGGCAAGGGCCAGGGCAAGGGCUCUCACGGGCCACCUCCUCGCCCCAUCGCCCCCCCCAAAGGUCAUUAUGGCCCCCCACCCCCUGCUCCGCCCAAGGGACACUAUGGCCCUCCACCUCCCGCCCCUAAGGGACACUAUGGCCCUCCACCUCCCGCCCCCAAGGGACACUAUGGCCCUCCACCUCCCGCCCCUAAGGGACACUAUGGCCCUCCACCUCCCGCCCCCAAGGGACACUAUGGCCCUCCACCUCCCGCCCCCAAGGGACACUAUGGCCCACCCCCUGCCCCACCCAAGGCUCGUACUGGCGUCCCUCAGGCUCCCCAGCCCGGCUACGGCUCCCCCAAGCCAGGAGACAUCAUUGCCCCUUCGGCGCCAGUCCCUGUGCCUUCAGGUAACUACGGAGCCCCACCUGUGCCUCUGCCAGUCCCCGUCCCUUCGGAUAACUACGGCCUCCCCCCAGUCCAAGCCCCUAUCCCCGUCCCUUCGGAUAACUACGUCCUUCCCCCAGUCCAAGCCCCUGUCCCCGUCCCUUCAGGCAACUACGGCCCUCCCCCAGUCCCUUCGGAUAACUACGUCCUUCCCCCAGUCCAAGCCCCUAUUACCGUUCCUUCGGAUAACUACGUCCUUCCCCCAGUCCAAGCCCCUGUCCCCGUCCCUUCAGGCAACUACGGCCCUCCCCCAGUCCCUUCGGAUAACUACGCGCCCCCACCGGUCCCCGUCGCCCCCGUGCCAGCCCCCACAGGCAACUACAAUCCUCCUCCCGUCUUUGUUGCCCCUGCCCCUGCCCCUGUCCCUGUCGCCCCCGCCCCCUUCCCGUCGGGGAGCUACAACCCCCCUCCCUCCCCCUCGGCUCCCCUGCCCGACCUCAACCGCCCUCUGCCCUCGAAGCCCGACUGCGAAGCCUGCGACCAAGCCCCCUGGGUGCCCAUGGAGGUUUCCGGACCCGUCGUCGCUCCCGUUGGGCCAUUUGGUCCCGUUGGUCCCGUUGGUCCAUUUGGUCCCGUUGGUCCUGGCCCCAUUGACUCGGUGGAUGUCGGCCGCGAAGUGUCCUCCCCGGGCAUCAUUGAGAUCUCUCCUCCUGCCCCUGCUAUCGACAUUAGGUUUAACACAGACCUCCCUGUUGAUGAUGAACCCAUUUUCAUCGUAGAAAACGUCUCUCGUGACCCUCGCGUGAUUGAAGGCGGUGUGGCCCUUCCUGUCCUGAAUAACGAGGUCAUCUAUGUAUCCGAAGAUCCCGCACCCGAAUCCUUUACAGUGGUGUCUGAUCCUAUUAACGAGCCCGUCUUCAUCACCGAAGGCGUUUCAGCUCCGGCAGUCAACCUCUUCUCUGAAGAUUCCGUCCGCGAUUCUUUUGAUAUCGUCACUGCAGAUGCCCCGGUGUUCAUCGAUGAUUUCUCGACUGGCGUCCCCCUCCCCGACUUCACCUUCUCCCUUUCGGAGCCCCAGGUCAUCAACGAGGGUCAGCCCAUCUUCCUCACCUCCUCCGAAGGGUCUCCAGGUCUCCCCGAACUGGUUUCAGUUUCCGACGCCCAACUCCAGUCCAUCGGCGAGCCCACCGUCGUGUCCGUGUCUCAGCCUGAGGUGCUGACGGUGUCCGAGCCUGACGUCCCCGCCGUCUACGAAGCCCCGGUGACCUUCCAAGACCCCUUCCUCGCCGAGAACCCCGUUACCAUAGAAGACUUCAUCGUGGCCGACGAGCCGGUCAACUUCGACACCUUCAUCCCCGACACCGCCAUUCGCGCCGGAGACUUCGGGCAAGACGUCACCACCGUCGGCCAGGCUCAGUUCGUGGACGAGACCUUCGGCGCCGCGCAAGGUCCCCAGUCCGUCGGAGUGUCCCUGCCCGAGAUCGCUGGCGUGUCCGAGCCCGAAGUUGUGUCCGUGUCCCAGCCUGAGAUCCUGACCGUGUCCCAGCCUGAAUUCCUGACCGUGUCCCAGCCAGAAGGCCAGAGCCUACUGACGGCGACUCUACUUGAUCCAGCUGGCGACGUCCCUUUCUCCGUCAUCCAGCUUGAAGAUGUCCAACCUCCUACCCAAUCCUUCUUUCCCGAUAUUCGCUCACAAGGGGUUCUUCAGGAGACCUCGGCUGCGGCAGGUGUCCCCCUCCCCGGCCUCAGUUCCCCCCAGUUCGUAAGCUCUAGCCAGGGUGCGGUCGGUGGCAGCGAGAUUCUGUCCCUCUCCGAGCCGCAGGUGGUGUCCGUGUCCCAGCCGGAGAGCGUUUCCGUUUCCGAGCCGCAGGUGGUGUCCGUUGAGCAGCCGCAGGCAGGCCAGGCUUUCUCAGCUCCCGAGUCGAACAUCCAGCAGGCCGUGCUCACGAUGGUCAUCCCGAACGCUCCUGACAUCUUCACGCCCCAGGCCGAUGGGAUUUUGGUGUCCAGCGGCAUCCCGCAGUCUUCCUUUACCGACAUUCGCUCCGAAGGGGGUCUCCAGGAAAUCUCGGCACCGGUGGGCGUGCCUCUCGGCGGCCUGGGCUCCCCCCAGUUCGUAGGUUCCAGCCAGGGCGAGGCCGGCGACAGCCAGGUCGUGUCAAUCUCCGAGCCGCAGGUGGUGUCCGUGUCCCAGCCGGAGAGCGUGUUCAUCUCCGAGCCGCAGCAGGUGUCCUUCGAGCAGCCGCAGGCAGGCCAGGCGCCGCAGAGCAACAUCCAGCAGGCUGUGCUCACCAUGGUCGUGCCCAACGCUCCCGACAUCUUCACGCCUCAGGCCGAUGGGAUCUUGGUGUCCGGCGGCAUUCCUCAGGGGCAGGGAAACAGUAUCGGAUUUCAGGAUACUGUAGGAAUUCUUGAGGAUACUUCCUUCUCCUCCUUCUCCCAGGGCGCCGCUGCUGCCCCUGAGGCCGGCCAACCACAGGCCACUUUCGUCUCUCAGCCAGCAUCCGUUGGAGUGCCCCUGCCGGGACUGAGCUCAGCCCCGAGAGACAGCGGAGCCUCUCAGAUCACGCAAGUGUUCCCUUCGGUCGGUAACCUCGGGCCAGUGAGCACGGGCGGAGUGCCCCUCAGUGCCGUUGUACCCGCUAGCGCUCAGAACUUCCCUCCUCCCCCCGCUUUCCCGCAGGCCGAGGCCGACCCCCAGGCCUUCGGCAGCGGCUCCAUCGUGCAGGUGCCCCUCUCGGGCUCUGGCUCCGUGGGCCAGGACGCCUCCAUCUUCCCGAACAACCCCGGCCAGAGCCAGGUGAUCCCCGUGUCCCCCGUUCAGUUUAACUCCGUGUCUGAGCCCCAGCUGCUCCAGUCCUUCUCCUCGGCCGCCGUGCAGGAUGCCAUCGGCGUGCCACUCGCUGCCACCUCCCCCCAGGUGAAGACCCCAGACAUGAGCGCCCUCCCCUUGGCUGACCCCUCCUCCUCCUCCUCCUCCUCCCCAUCCUUCCCCCCCUUCUCCCAGGAACCCCAGCAAGUCGCCCCGCCGUCCAACGCCCUGUUUGACUCAGCUGCGUCAGAUGUGAUUCAGGAAGUUCCAUCACCAAUCCUCACCAAUGACUUCGACCUUCGGGUUGAGUCAGCACCUCAGGAACCCGAUCAGCUGUACUCGCCACCUGCCACCGACACCUCUCUCACUGACACAAUCGACGUACGCACAGCAGGCCAGGCUUCCAGCGCCGCUAACACAGCAAAGAGUCUAACCCUAACACAAAGAGCGAACGCGGUCUCGGGCCAGGCGGCCGGACCCAGGCUUCGGCCCCUGGUCGUGCGGCGGAAGCCCGAGGAGGGAGCGCCCCGUCGGGUCAGGAACUUCAAGCCCUUCGACAGCGACGAGGCGGGCUUCGAGUACAGCGCCCCGGGCCAGCGGGUCCAGAUCGUCUUCGGAAACCGCACGCCCAGGACCCGAUUCUCAGCUUCACGGGCGUAGUGGACGUGCGAGCCGGCAACUCGGGCAAGUCGCUCUCGGAUGUCCAGCCGCAGAGGAACAACAUCGGCUUCGUGUUCCCCCAGAGACGCGACCCGAUCUUGCCCUUCGGAGCCCGCCUGGACCGAAGAAGACCAGGGACA